AUAACGUUACUACAUCACUGCUCCUGCCUCCUCCUCCUCACAGCGCUGGUCGCCCUCCAUCCCCUCUCCUCCUGUACCGGAGCAGAUGGUGGGAACAACACUGCAUCCACUGGGUACCACAACAAUAGACCGCAGCAUCCCGUCCGCACACCGGCCGCGCGUCAUGCUCGCAGUGGCACCGGACUGCGUGAGGCUGCUGUGAGUGCCGUCGUGAUUUAUUUCACGCGGUACGGCCACGGAGGAAGCUUCUUGUGACUGCUUGGGCUCCCCCAUCGAGAAAGAGAGAGAGAGAGGGGAAGAUGGCCGCUAUGAAAAUAUUAACAGGCGCUGGGCUCUUCUUGGCGCUGUGCGCGCUGGGGCUGCUAGCCAUGGCGAUCUGCACAGACUACUGGUACGAGACGGACGCCAGGAGACACCGAGAGAGGUGCAAAAACUACGCCAACAAGCGGAACGACCCGGGCUACAUCUACAUUUCCAACCACAACCUGCCGCUCCAGAUGCCUCCAAAAGGUGCGCUGAGGAGCGGCGGCGGCGGCGGGCCGGACGCGGCUGCGCUCCGGAGGGCGAAGCGGCACUUUGUGGCCGCAGCUUCCGCCAUGGAGUCUCACUGCAGCCGCCAGUUUAACUCCACCGUGUCGGGCCUUUGGAGGAAGUGUCACCGUGAAGGCUUUGACCUGGAAACCGAGGACCUUAUCUACAAAGGAAUAAUUCAAAGAUGUACUCCAGUCAAGUAUCACUAUUCUUCAUCCAUCUUGCCCCGGAAUUUACCCGUCAACAUCACAAAGACCAUACGACAGGAUGAGUGGCAUGCACUCCAUCUAAGAAGAAUGACGGCUGGCUUUGUGGGCAUGGCUGUGUCCAUUAUUCUUUUUGGCUGGAUCGUUGGAGUGCUGGGAUGCUGUCAGCAGCAUGACCUCAUGCAAUAUGUAGCUGGGCUACUCUUUCUCAUGGGAGGAACGUGCUGCAUCAUUUCCCUGUGCACAUGUGUAGCAGGAAUCAACUUUGAGUUGUCCCGCUACCCCCGCUACAUGUAUGGUCUCCCUGAGGACGUUAGCCAUGGCUAUGGCUGGUCCAUGUUCUGUGCUUGGGGGGGCCUCGGUCUCACUCUGCUGGCCGGCUUCCUCUGCACGUUGGCCCCCUCGCUGAGCACACCCGCUCGCACAACAAUCCACAAGCCGAGGCAAGAGAACGGAACCGUGUGACAGGGCCGAAGUGUCUUUAAGUGACUGACCCACGGAACACAAAAAGCGCACGCUUCCAACCUUGAUGUUUGACUCCAGAACAGUUGUGUCUGUUCACCAUCUCUCACCACCUUCUACAUCACCGUCCCUGUCUGUGUUCAGCGUACGUGGAAAAUGACAAAAGGAGCAAAGUAAAGAUGAACUCCAAAAUCCCAGAGAGACCUCGAGGACAACUAAGAGUUACACCUAUAACGUCUGAGUGGGGCUCUCGUACCACAAACAAGACAUGUUUUUUUUUGUUGUUUGUUUUAACUUUAUGGUGAUCUAAAGUUGACUGUUUUCUCUGAAGUGAUUUUGUCUUAAAAUGGUGCUCUCUUUCAUGCAUACGCCCCUUCCCUUUGACACACAAACAUACACACACACAAACACACUUUCCUGCAGAUGCUCAGCUGCUUUCGAUGGAUCAUGAGAGAAAUCUUUCAUAAGAAAGAGAAGACAAAGAGAAGGACAAAAAAGACAUCAGGCCAGAGCAUCCUGUCAGCAUUCUUCGUUCAUUCCAGUGAUGAGUGUUACUGUUAAUUAAGAAAAAGAAUUUCCGGAGCUGACUGCCCGUCGCUUAUCUUCACUGUAGCACACUUACUGAUAAGGGCCCUGGGGUUGCUUUCUGCAGCUUCUGCGAAGCACACAAUGGAACUAUUUCGUGGUCAAAGGGAUAAAAUAAGCAGAA
Molecule: messenger RNA, 1908 nt
Organism: Thalassophryne amazonica
Lineage: Eukaryota; Metazoa; Chordata; Actinopteri; Batrachoidiformes; Batrachoididae
Product: transmembrane protein 178B
Exons: 4
Coding region: 300-1202 (300 amino acids)
Cellular component (GO): membrane
Source: RefSeq, a predicted model, not a curated record